Chrysochloris asiatica (Cape golden mole) is the source of this 940-nucleotide messenger RNA. RefSeq names its product involucrin-like. NCBI's taxonomy places the organism in Eukaryota, Metazoa, Chordata, Mammalia, Afrosoricida, Chrysochloridae. The coding region runs from base 1 to 912 and encodes 303 amino acids. The transcript has 5 exons. The record is from RefSeq and is a predicted model, not a curated record.
AUGUCCACGUGGAAAGCAAGGCUCACUAAAAGACUGAAAUCUCCGUCUAGAAGGAUGCACCCUUUCCCAUGUUCAGCGUUAUUUGCGUGUUUUGGGAAUGCACAGGAGAAUGCUCCCUUUGACCAGUCCAGCAUGGCUGAUACUCAUUCAACCAUCUAUGUUCAGCCCACGGCCAAAGCAGGUCACCAGAAUGGGGAAGAAGAAGCUGCAGAGAAAAGGCGAGAUUCUGGCACCCAGUUAGAGAGAAAUGGCAGUGUGAACCGGAGUUCAAGUCUCCAGACUGCUGCUCAGCCCACGGAGACACCUGAGGAUUUGCCUGGGUCCCUAAGUGCUGAACCAGGCUGCCAAGCAGUUAUUUUUCAAACUUCUAUCCCCAGACCAUCAAUUAUUGAAAUGCCAAAGGAAGAAGAGGAAUUUCAAGAACCUAAAUGCCUUGAGUUGGAACAGAAGACGACAUCAGACAUCCCAUUUGAGGAGAUUGACCCUAAGGACUCAUUUCUCAUUCCAAGAAGCAUCAUGGCUGAGCCAGACUAUACAGAAGAUGACAAUCCUGAACUCAUUCGGCCCCAGAAACUAAUCAAUCCUGUCAAAACCUCCCGGAAUCAUCAAGAUCUUCACAGAGAGCUUCUUAUGAAUCAAAAAAGGGGUCUUGCCCCUCAGAAUAAACCAGAACUGCAGAAAGUGAUGGAAAAGAGGAAACGAGACCAAGUAAUAAAGCAGAAGGAAGAAGAAGCACAAAAGAAGAAAUCUGACUUAGAAAUUGAACUGUUAAAACGGCAGCAGAAGUUGGAGCAGCUGGAACUCGAGAAGCAGAAAUUGCAAGAUGAACAAGAAAACGCCCCAGAGUUUGUGAAGGUAAAAGGCAAUCUCAGGAGAACAGGCCAAGAAGUGGCUCAAGCCCAGGAGUCCUAGGCUGAGGUUGCCCGAGAUCUCGCGGGUC